Molecule: messenger RNA, 702 nt
Organism: Anopheles cruzii
Lineage: Eukaryota; Metazoa; Arthropoda; Insecta; Diptera; Culicidae
Exons: 2
Coding region: 1-702 (233 amino acids)
Source: RefSeq, a predicted model, not a curated record
AUGACUAUCAACAAAUCGGCAAUCCAGGCCGACAGGUCGGGUGGCGAUCGUUCACUAGCGCUCGAGGUGGUGGACCGUAUGCGGCACGUACUGGUCCCGUUGCACGGUCAAGUGGAGCAAUCCCUGGUGGAGGGCGUUACGGAUGUAAAGGUUAAUGUGACGCAGCUCAUCUCACAGCUAGAAACUAGGGUGAUCGUACAGAAGGCGGAUCACGUGCGGCAAGCGCUCGAUCAGGAGGAGCAGAUGCUCGACUACGUCCGAACGCACCACAUCGACGACGGCUGCAUCGAUCUCAUCUACGAGCUGAUUGACGACGACAUGGACAUUGCCGGGUACGGUAUCAGCAACUGUCUCGUCAGCCGUGUGGCCGAUGGGGUGCAGAAGGAAAUUGACGCCCUGCGUGCCGACGGACUGUGGCCCGAGUACCGCUGGUUAAACGUUAGCUUGUUUGAGGUUUUCGAGAACGGAAAUGUGAUUAGCGAUCCUGCGGUGCUGCUGACCCGGCUGGACGAGAAGCAAGAGAUUUUGGAGGACGACAGCGUGCUCGAUUUUCUGCCGGAAAUGGAGCAAAAUAUUGAGCUUUUUCAGCAGCGGCUAGCCACCAUCGAAACGGCCUACGCACAGUGUCUGCAGAUCAACCUGAGCACGCUGAAUAUGGCGUUCGAGAUUGUGAAAAUGCAAAUCACACAAAUUUGCUACUGA